Molecule: messenger RNA, 660 nt
Organism: Columba livia (rock pigeon)
Lineage: Eukaryota; Metazoa; Chordata; Aves; Columbiformes; Columbidae
Gene: PBDC1
Product: polysaccharide biosynthesis domain containing 1
Exons: 6
Coding region: 1-579 (192 amino acids)
Cellular component (GO): cytoplasm
Source: RefSeq, a predicted model, not a curated record
AUGUGUCCCCUCCCCGUGUCCCCGUGGGCGCACGCGCGCGUGGGCGGGGCCGCGGCGCCGCUUCCGGCAGCGAUGGCGGCCACGGGGCUGGGACCCGGCGAUGUCGCCGCGGCCGCUCAGGCGCUGUCGCUGCCGGCCGAAGCCUUUGGGAACGAUCCCCGUGUGGAACUGGCCUGGGCCAUGAAGGCGCAUCAGCACGCCCAGGUCUACUUCAACCUCAUCUCCUCCGUCGACCCCAAAUUCCUGAACCUCACGAAAGUCGACGACCAAAUCUACAGCGAAUUCAGGAAAACCUUCCGGGAUCUUAAAAUCGACGUUCUCGACCCAGAAGAGCUGAAGUCGGAGCCCGCCAAGGAGAAAUGGCGCCCGUUCUGCCUCAAAUUCGAGGGGGUGGUGGAGGAUUUCAACUUCGGGACGCUGCUCCGCCUGGACUGCAGCGAGGACUACACGGAGGAGAACAGCAUCUUCGCCACCAGGAUCCAGUUUUUUGCCAUCGAGAUCGCUCGGAACAGGGAGGGCUGGAACAGCGUUGUCUACGGCCGGGCCAGGGAGCCGGCGGCUGCCGAGGGGUCGGGGUGAGGAUGGGAGAUAAACUCCCCUGCUGCUCCAUUUACACAUUGUAAAUACAUUUUUUUUUAAAAAUAAAGUCAGUCUACUGCA